Molecule: messenger RNA, 2478 nt
Organism: Paramuricea clavata
Lineage: Eukaryota; Metazoa; Cnidaria; Anthozoa; Malacalcyonacea; Plexauridae
Source: the annotation of a GenBank genome assembly
AUGUUUUGUGUAUACACCUCGGAGAUUUUAUAUGAUACUCCUUACAUGGACGGAGUUCAUAGUGGUUAUAAGGGCUUAUUUACGGCAAAGAUUUAUGGUAGAAAGUUCCUUCGACGACGAAUAAGGUAUUACUCGCACAGUUCUGCUUCGUUCAACCCAUGUAGGCCUAUAUUGGUUCUUGAAUUAAGUGGCGAUAUUCAUCCACAUCCAGGACCAGUAUCCAAUCCCAGACGUUCGGGUAAAGGUCGGCACACUUUAUUGGUCUUAACAAUCAAUGCUCGAAGUCUAAACAACAAACUUCGCGACUUUCAGUCAAUGGUGUACACGAGCGAUUGUGAUGUUGUUGUUGUGAGCGAGUCCUGGCUGACUCCCUCGGUGCUAAAUAAAGAAAUAUUACCGAAUGGCUAUGAUAUAUAUCGCUGUGACAGACAAGAUGGCAAAAGAGGCGGAGGGGUAUUAAUUGCAAUAAAAAAUGAGAUUGAAUCUAAACGACGCAAAGAGCUAGAAUCGAAUUGUGAAAUUGUGGUGUGUGAAAUACAUAUUUCCAAAGGUAUGAAGCUAAUUAUAUGCGGUUUCUAUAGACCUCCCUCGAGCAAAAAUGAAUAUUUAAUGAAUUUUGGUAAUUCCCUCGAGAAUAUUGUGAGAGACGGUACUCCUGUUAUAUUAUGUGGCGAUUUUAAUUUUCCUGAAAUUGAUUGGGAACUGCAAGUAGCACCUGGGUGUGACAACUUACCCAAUAUUUUCUGCGACAUGAUAAACGAUGCUUUUUUGAGUCAGAUGAAUUAUUCUCCGACAAGGGUUUCUGACUCAACAAGCAACAUUUUGGAUUUAGUUUUUACAAAUCUGCCGGAUCAGCUUUACGGUCUUUCAACAUUCGAUUGUCAACUGAAUACCGAUCAUCUUGGAAUUUCAUUUUUCCUUAAGACAACUGUGAAGCGAACAAAAUUUUCACGUUCUGUGUAUAAUUUUAAAAAGGCUGAUUUCGAUGGGUUAAGAGAAACUCUUGCGCACACACCAUUUGAAAUGCUACUCGACUGUGAUGAUAUCGACCAAAGUUGGGAAAAAUGGAAAGAUGUAUUUCUUACUACCGCUGAAAUGUUUAUCCCAAAAUGUAAGGUUAGAAAUGCAAAGGCACCAAAAUAGAUAGAUGGAGAUGUUAUCAAUCUCUCUAAGUGUAAGAACAGAAUGUGGAAAAAAGCUAAAAAAUCUAACUUAACAAGUGAUUGGGAUAAUUACAAAACUAUUCGUAAACAGCUAAAAACGUUGACUAAAAAGAAAUAUCGUGAACAUCUCGCAACUAUGCAGGAUGAGUUAAAGGAUAAUCCUAGUAAGUUUUGGUCAUUUUACAGAGCCACAACAAAAACAGCCAGGAUACCAAAAAUUGUUCAUCAUGUGGGGAGAAAGCCUCAACGCCUUCUGCUAAAGCGGACAUGUUCAACAAAUUUUUUGCGUCCGUUUUUCAAAAAUCUGACCAUGGAGCAGAGAUAAAUCAUGAUGUGUUUCAUCCUCGCGUUGACAAAUUGCAUAAUUUACAUGUUACUGUUGAAGAUAUCUUGUCUGUUUUGAAGGCCAUUAAUCCUUCAAAAGCUAGUGGGCCUGAUCAAAUUCCUGGACGGAUUUUAAAAGAAUGUGCAAAUGAGAUUGCCCCUUCACUUACACAAAUAAUAAAUCUUUCCCUUCGAAUAGGAAUGUUACCAAAGGAAUGGAAAUGGGCAAAUGUUGUGCCAGUUUUCAAAAAGGGUGAUGUUGAAAACGUGACAAAUUAUAGACCUUAUAUCUCUUUGCUAAGUGUAGUGGAAAAAGUAGUGGAACGUUGUGUAUUUGAUAAGUUUUUCCCAUUCAUAGCCAGUCGUGUAUACCAUCUUCAACACGGAUUUAUGAAAGGCCGCUCUACGGUUACCCAACUACUUGAAAUUGUUCACCUUUUAACAAAAUCAAUUGAUGAAAAGGGACAAACGAAUAUUGCAUUCCUUGAUUUUUCAAAGGCUUUUGACUCUGUGUCUCAUUUGUCAAUGAUGGAUAAGCUAUACGCGGCGGGCAUCAGAGGCUCUUUGCUUAAAUGGUUUGGAAGUUACCUGCAUGACAGGAAGCAGCGAGUAGUACUUGACGGCAAAUGUUCCGAAUGGCUUGAUGUCACCAGUGGGGUUCCACAAGGCUCUAUUUUGGGGCCAGCUCUUUCUGUUCUGUUCAUUAAUGACAUGCCUGAUGUUAUUUCAGAAUCAGGAACGCUCGCAUUGUUUGCUGAUGAUGCGAAGUGUCUACGUACAAUCAAUUCAGACGCCGAUUGCGUGGCUUUACAAAGGGACUUGAAUAAUUUAACUACUUGGAGUGCAGAAUGGAAAUUACCAUUUAACAUUGACAAGUGUACCAUCUCUACAGUAACAACGAAACGCAACCCUGUUUCUUUUAUUUAUGAAAUAGCUAAUUGCGUUAUCAAGAGAGUAAACGAACAGAGAGAUCUUGGAGUCCAUAUAACUA